This is a messenger RNA of Prorocentrum cordatum, 1135 nucleotides long. NCBI's taxonomy places the organism in Eukaryota, Dinophyceae, Prorocentrales, Prorocentraceae. The record is from the annotation of a GenBank genome assembly.
GCGCGCCUCGAGGCGCUCGACAAGGCUCUCCGCGCCGCAGGCGAUUGGCCAGGGCGCCGCCGCGUCGCUGAGCUGCGGCACCCAUCCACAGAUCACUUUGAUUCGCUGCGUCCACGCCGCGCGCGGACCAGUCCUCAGCGCCGCCGAGUACGUCGACUCUCUGGCCCUUCGCCUCGGGACGCCCCUGGUCCCCGAGAACGCGGAGUGCUCCUUGCGCGGCGAGGUCAUGGGCCGGCGCGGCGUGCACCCGCAGACUUGCGCCCAGGGCGCAGCCACGCGAGGCCACUACCGCGCGCGCCACCGCGUGCGCUUGCUAGCUGCUCUGGGCGACCCGGAGGCAACCCCAGAGCUUCUCGGCCCCAUACCUUCUCGUCCUUUGCUGCGCCCAGCUGGCAUUUUCACGUCGGCUGCCCAUGGCAGCCUCGCGGCACUGGGCGUCGGGGUGCGCUCGCUGGAAGCCGCGGGCGCUGGGCUGGACUGCCGCGCUGCAAUGGUCCACCGCAAGCAGCAUGCGUGCGCGCCGUUCUUCGGCGAGCUGCGGCAGCGCUGCGCGAGGCAUCAGCCGAUGGUCUGGAGCAGCUACGGGAGGGCCCACGUGGAGGCCGAGGACGCGCUGCAGGGACUGGCCCGCGCGGCGGCGCGGCGGCGCGGCAUCCCGGCGCCGGAAGGCGCAGGGGCCUCUGACGCUUCGCCCGCGCCGCGGACGCGCGUGGCCGAGGACGAGGAGGAGGCCGCGCUCGCGGGCGCGCUUGGCGACGCGGCGGCGGCGCCCCCGGCGGACGGGGCCCUGGCCGCCGAGGCCGCCGCGGCGGGGCCGGACGGGCUGGUCGGGCUCGCCGGCGCGGCGGGCGAGGCCGGCGGAGCGGCUAGCGCGGCGACCGGGGCGGGCGACGCCGACCUGCUGACCGCGCUCGCGGAGCUGGGCGGAGCGGCCGACGGCGCUGGGGGCGUCGCAGCGCUGCCCGCCGCGGCCCGCCCUGCCGACGGCGCAGCACUGGGUGGCGCGGCCGACCCGGGCGGCGCAGGCGGGGCGGCCGUGGCCCCUGGGGCCGCGGCCGCGGAGGCGGUGCUCGUGGCGGAGCCGGCCGCUGGUGCUGGCGCAGCCAGCCCUGACGACGCCCGCCCCGAGGUGGCG